Messenger RNA from Rotaria sordida, 504 nucleotides. NCBI's taxonomy places the organism in Eukaryota, Metazoa, Rotifera, Eurotatoria, Philodinida, Philodinidae. The record is from the annotation of a GenBank genome assembly.
AUGAUAAUACGUCAAACAUCAGCUCCAUCAUUAUUAGCAACAUAUUCAAGUACAAAUACCGGUGGAUCAAGUAAUGGAAAUAAUAGUCGUUCAACAAGACCAUUUUCAGGUGUUAGACAAAAUUCAACAAUUGAUAUUAAUUUAAAUGGAAAUUUUGUUAUUUCUGAUAGAGGAAAUGAAAGAAGUCGAAUGGAAAUAUUUACACGAAAUGAAGAUUUUAUUAGAAAAAUUUCUAUUCGUUAUAUUGAUAUUGUUGCUGGUUUAGCUAUUACACAACAAGGAAAUAUUGUUCCUGUUGAUUCAGUAUCAGCAGUAACUGUUUUUUCUAUAAGUGAAUCUGAUGAUCUUAUUAAAUGGUUUGAUUGUUCGCAUUAUAUGAUAGAACCAUCGGAUAUUGACAUUUUUAAUAAUCAAUAUUUUCUUUAUCAUUUUAAGGAACAUUGUCUUGUUGUAUUUGAUCAAGAUUGGAACAUAUUUAUCGACGUAUUGAAUCGGAAAGUGUAA